Zasmidium cellare ATCC 36951 is the source of this 1116-nucleotide messenger RNA. RefSeq lists its product as uncharacterized. The transcript has 2 exons. Bases 1 to 1116 code for a protein of 371 amino acids. The record is from RefSeq and is a predicted model, not a curated record. NCBI's taxonomy places the organism in Eukaryota, Fungi, Ascomycota, Dothideomycetes, Mycosphaerellales, Mycosphaerellaceae.
AUGAAGCACAUCAUCGUUCUUCUCUCUCUUGCAGUCGGGACCACCUUCGCAAAUUCUCCGCAGCACUUCGAGAAUGAUACUCUGCCGACUUUCCCGGAGAAAGCUAUUGGACCGCCUAGGGGAGGAGGGGGUAGAGGUCAAGGUGGAAGACCGCAGAUAAAACCGCAAGAUCAGGAGGUCCUUCCUCCAGGCAAAGAUCCCGAAAUCUGGAAGCCGACGCCCGCAGAUGCCGCAGAAUACGACUUGGGACGGGCGCCGGCAAACCAAGACCAGCUGUACUGGAACUUUGCAGAGCCGGCAGACAGAUCUUACUUUGCCAAAAUGUUCACUUUCUUCGUCGGCGUACCAGGCUACGAGUUCCUCGCCAGCGAGAAUGUGUACGCGGACCAGCCCGACGAGAGCCAGCCGUUCCAACAAGAGCAAGCUCCCUACCAGGAAAAUGCGUUACCCACCGGACAGCCUCUUCGAUUCGCCCGGACCAUCGUCGACACUGCUGGUUCCCGAAGUGCCUACUUCUCGAGGUUUGCUCCUAGGAAUCCAGCAGAUCUUUGCGGCGCAUGGACCUCACUUGUGGCAUUCUGCCAGGACGGCGGAAUUUCAUGUGGGUGCUAUUCCGGCACGUACUAUGUCCCGGACAUGUGGAAUUCCUUGGCGUAUGGAUGUGCCAGGUACAAGACGGAUGCCGACUUGGCUUGCGAUCUCAACGAUCCCUGGUGCACUUGGGCCGAGACAGCCUCGGAGUAUACGGAGUACUGUACACCAGGCCCUGACGCUGUCAGGUUCGCUGCUACGAUCGAUGGAAGCACUGCGGUCGGCGCUCAAAUACCGUCUGUUCAAACUUCCGAUGUUGAACCUGUCAACUCACCUGCACCGAGUCCAGCAUCUCCGAUUGACACUGGAUCUGCUUCCAUGACCUCUCCGGACUCGACAUCUGAUGCACCGACGUCAACGGAUGUGCCGACAUCAACGCAGCCAACCCCCGCGACAGAAGUUUCUUCCGCACCACCAACAAAUUCACCUACAUCAGCGGCUUUCAGCUUGUUUCAGCCUCAAUGGGCUUCUGCUUGGCCUUGGAUAGGGUUGAUAGCAGCUUCUCACUGGUUUUCUCUUUCGUAG